Molecule: messenger RNA, 2726 nt
Organism: Glossina fuscipes
Lineage: Eukaryota; Metazoa; Arthropoda; Insecta; Diptera; Glossinidae
Gene: Fcp1
Product: RNA polymerase II subunit A C-terminal domain phosphatase
Exons: 8
Coding region: 176-2518 (780 amino acids)
Cellular component (GO): nucleus
Molecular function (GO): RNA polymerase II CTD heptapeptide repeat phosphatase activity
Source: RefSeq, a predicted model, not a curated record
AAUUGGCAACCCCAGCAAUAGAAUAAAAACAAAAAUUCGAAAGAAUCGAAAGAGAAAAUAAUAAUUUACUCUCUGCGCUUAAAAUUGUACACAAUUUGUUGUUAAUAAACAAGAAAAAAGUAAAACAAACUUAGGGUUAAGUUGGAUAAUUUGAGAUUAUUUAGUGCAAAAAAUAAUGUCAGAUAAUUUAAGUGAAGAAAGUUGUGACGGCAUAGUAAUUAAAGCGCCAGCAGAGCACCAUCGUAUAAGAAUCAAUAGAUGGCGGGUGAGAGAGGGCUUUCCGGUAAGUGCUAGCCAAGUGAUUUUACUGUACGAGGUUCUACCGGCCGAGGGAGAUGUUGAACAUGCUUCUCAUAAAAUUAUACAUAAAUUCAAGACACAACGUGUAGGAGUGGUAAAGAAGCGUCUCUUCAAUGACGGUGCUAUUAUUAAAGGGGGUACACCAAUUUUAGAGCUCUCCGAAUGCGUUCAUACCACUGUUAUAAAAGACAUGUGUGCCGAUUGUGGUGCUGAUUUGCGCCAAAAUGAAAAUGGAAAUCCAUCGGAAGCUUCGGUGCCAAUGGUGCACUCAAUACCUGAUCUGAAAGUCACUCAGAAAUUGGCACAAAAGCUGGGGCACGACGAUACACGGCGCCUAUUACAAGAUCGUAAAUUGGUCUUACUCGUAGAUCUGGAUCAAACAAUUAUACACACAACCAACGACAAUGUGCCUAACAAUAUUAAAUCCAUCUAUCAUUUUCAAUUGUACGGUCCACAAUCACCAUGGUAUCAUACCCGCCUAAGACCAGGAACUUUAGAUUUUUUAAAUAGUGUUUCCAAACACUAUGAAUUACAUAUUUGUACUUUCGGUGCCCGCAAUUACGCCCAUAUGAUCGCUAAAAUAUUAGAUCCGAAUGGUAAAUAUUUCUCUCAUCGAAUACUCUCGCGAGAUGAAUGCUUUAAUCCUACGAGUAAAACGGAUAAUCUUAAGGCUUUAUUUCCUAAUGGUGAUUCGAUGGUUUGCAUAAUUGAUGAUCGUGAGGAUGUCUGGAAUAUGGCCUCAAAUCUAAUACAAGUGAAGCCUUAUCAUUUUUUUCAACAUACAGGCGAUAUAAAUGCUCCGCCGGAAUUAUCAAAGCACGAAUUGGACGGUGAAGGGCUUGACUUCAAAGAUUUGGACACAUUACAAGCUGCAAAUAAAGAAAAAUGCGAACAGACCCUAAAAAACGAGAAAACAGAUGAAAAUAUCGAAGAAUCAGCUGAUCCGACGCCGUGUUCGGAAUCAAUAAGCGAAGUUGUCGAAAGUACAAACGAUGAAGAAAAAAGUUUAGAAACUAAGAAUAAUGUGGAAGAAGCAGAAGGAAAAGACCUUGAAGAGAAUGCAAUUCACACGGAGGAAAAGGAUUUGAUUGUAGAUCAGAAAAAGGAAGAAACUGACAAAGUAAAUGAAAAAAGUGCAGAAACAGAAGAGAUCACAGCUAAAAUUAAAUUACCCGCAGAUCCGGCGAAGGAAAUUGAAAUUGAAGAUCCCGAUGAUUAUCUUCUCUAUUUGGAAAUCAUUUUAAGAGCAAUACAUGUCCGUUUUUAUAGUAUCUAUAAUGAGACGAAAGAAAUACCGGAUCUUAAGAUCAUAGUGCCGAAAAUACGUUCUGAAGUGUUAAGGGGUUGCAAUUUGGUCUUCUCCGGUUUAGUGCCGACGAAUAUGAAAUUGCAACAAUCUAGAGCUUAUUUUAUUGCGAAAAGUCUGGGUGCAAAUGUCUCCCAAAAUAUAGGCGAAGAUACAACACAUCUGGUGGCUGUGACUUCGGGGACUUUUAAAGUAAAUGCAGCGAAAAAGAAUUCGCAAAUUAAAAUAGUAAACGCGAAUUGGUUGUGGUGUUGUGCAGAACGUUGGGAACACGUGGACGAGCCCUUAUUUCCCUUGGAUCGCAAGAUGCGGAGCAAACAACGCCAGCCGCCAGCUCAUUGUCACAGUCCGGAGCAUGUGGUCAAUUACAGCGAGAAAUCCGAAAUUUCUAGUUCCAGCGCUCAGCAGCAGAAUGCUUCUGAACCGGAGAAAUUCAUAGACACGAUAAAUCCUUUGUUAUCAUUUUCGAAUGCCGAUCUUGCCGAUAUGAAUAAAGAAUUUGAUCAGUUUUUUGAUUCUGACUCGUCAUCCGAAGACGAACAUGUCGACAUUGAAAAUCCUCCAGUGGAUAAAAGUUUGCGAAAACGAAAGCGUGAAGAAAACGAGGAGGAGCGAACGCGCAAGUUUUUCACUCGUUCAUCAGACUUGGUAUUGGGGAACGCUUUCGAAAAUGAAAAUGAAGCUGAGGAUGAGAAUGAGAAUAAAAGCUCAACCGAUGAUAAUAGAGAUGACGAAGAUGAUGAAAUGCCUAGUGAGAAAUUUAGGAGAGGGGAAGAUUUGCCGUCCGAUUUAGAAAUUGGUUCAGAUUCAAACGAUAACAGUGACGAUAACAAUCCGGACGAGGAGGACGACGGUGAAUGGAAUAUGAUGGGAGCAGCAUUGGAGCGAGAAUUUCUUGGUCUUGAAGAUUAAUUGGAAAAACUCGUAACGCCGCACACACAUCUUUUAAUUAUAUUAAUCAGCCGUAGUUUUUUUUUUUUUUUUUCUUUGUUGCAAGCUUAUAUAUAAAGUGUAUAUAUAUAUAGUUUUGAAGGUCGUAUCGCUUUUAGGCAAAUAAUGUGAAAAUUUUUGAAGCGCUUAUUUUUUUAUACUUUAAAAUUUUAACAAAAACCCCAAGAGC